UGUAGAUAUUAUAUAAUAGUAUUUAAAUACUAGGACUAGGAAUAAUAUUCGCUCUACAUUCCCUCUGUAUUGAUUUGAUCCCACGCCUGCGCGUUACGAACGACAGGAGAUGAAGUUUCGAAGAUCGUGUUUUUACAGCAUCCAGCUUCCGUAGCUCUUAAUUCCUAUUGUUUUGUACCUUUCUAAAUAUAAAAACAAAAAUGAGACGACUGAAAGCCUAACUACUGGACAAUAAGAGUCCAAGAUGUGGACUCACCACAUCCUGUUGGCGGUGGUGUGGUGCGGGACGUUGGCUGCGGCUGACAUAGACCGGCGCCGGUUCUCCAACCCCACCUACUACAACGUUGGGGGAGUCCUAUCCAGCAACGAGUCUAUUGCAUUCUAUAAGGAUACUAUAUCGAAUCUGAACUUCAAAGACCAGUAUGUGCCUCGAGGAGUUACGUAUCAUGAUUAUUCCAUGCUUAUGGACCCGAAUCCCAUCAAAACGGCGCUGAACGUCUGUAAGGACCUCAUUGCUCAUCGUGUGUACGCAGUAGUGGUGUCCCAUCCACUGACAGGAGACCUCUCCCCAGCUGCAGUGUCCUACACCAGCGGGUUCUACCAUAUACCAGUCAUUGGUAUUUCCUCAAGGGAUUCUGCGUUCUCUGAUAAGAACAUUCACGUAUCAUUUCUUCGGACUGUGCCGCCAUAUUCGCACCAGGCCGAUGUAUGGGUUGAUGUGCUGAAGCACUUCAAUUACAUGAAGGUCAUAUUCAUUCAUAGUUCCGAUACCGACGGCAGGGCUAUUCUAGGACGCUUUCAAACGACAUCACAGAGCGUGGACGAAGAUGUGGAUCGUAAGGUGGUAGUGGAGCAAGUCAUAGAAUUUGAGCCCGGACUCGAUUCUUUCAGCGACCGGCUUAUGGAUGUAAAAGGUGCCCAAGCCAGGGUAUUCCUCAUGUAUGCCAGCUACGUAUUGGCAUCAGCCAUCCGUGAUAUGAAUACGUCUGAGGAGAUCCAUGCCCCACCAUCUGAUUGUGACAAUUCAGGGUCCAUUUGGACCACAGGACGUUUGCUUUUCGAUUACAUAAGGAAACAACGUUUAGAAAACGGAGCUACUGGCCAUGUCGCCUUCGAUGACCAUGGAGAUCGCGUACAUGCGGAGUAUGACAUGGUCAAUGUUAGGGCUCAGGGCGAACACGUUGCUGUGGGCAAAUACUUUUAUUUUAAAGAAACUCAGAAGAUGCGACUGGAAUUAAAGGAACAGGAAAUAAUAUGGAUGGGCCGAAGCACUUCGAAACCGGAGGGGUUCAUGAUACCGACACAUCUCAAGGUGCUGACAAUUGAGGAGAAGCCAUUCGUGUACACUCGGCGCAUAGACGACGGUAGUGAGUGCACACCUGAGGAGAUCCCGUGCCCCCACUACAAUGCUAGCGAGGACACGGAUCAGCUCUAUUGCUGCAAAGGUUUUUGCAUGGAUCUCCUAAAACAUCUAUCGAAGGCUAUCAACUUUACAUACUCGCUGGCUCUGUCACCUGACGGUCAAUUCGGGAACUACAUUAUACGUAAUCUUACCCAACCAGGUGCCAAAAAGGAAUGGACUGGACUUAUAGAGAAGAAGCCAUCUCGUUCAUCAACAUUGGUAUCGUUCUUGCAACCAUUUUCCAACACUCUAUGGAUUCUAGUGAUGGUCUCUGUCCACGUUGUGGCUCUAGUGCUGUACCUACUCGAUAGAUUCUCUCCUUUCGGACGGUUCAAGCUGGCGAACAUUGAUGGUACGGAGGAAGAUGCAUUGAAUCUUUCCAGUGCCAUUUGGUUCGCUUGGGGAGUGCUACUAAAUAGCGGUAUCGGAGAAGGCACUCCUCGUAGUUUCUCAGCGCGCGUGCUCGGCAUGGUGUGGGCAGGAUUCGCAAUGAUCAUCGUCGCCUCCUAUACUGCCAACUUGGCUGCAUUCCUCGUGCUCGAACGGCCCAAGACGAAGCUUACAGGAAUCAAUGAUGCCAGGCUUCGCAAUACCAUGGAGAAUCUGACCUGCGCCACGGUUAAGGGAUCAGCUGUCGAUAUGUAUUUUAGACGACAAGUUGAACUGUCGAAUAUGUAUCGCACAAUGGAGGCAAAUAAUUACGAUAAUGCUGAGCAAGCUAUCGAGGAUGUUAAGAACGGUAAACUAAUGGCAUUCAUAUGGGAUUCAUCUCGCUUGGAAUUUGAAGCAGCCCAGGAUUGUGAGCUAGUAACAGCAGGAGAACUGUUCGGUCGCUCGGGCUAUGGUGUGGGACUGCAAAAGGGCUCUCCUUGGGCGGACCUUGUCACACUCGCUAUAUUGGAUUUUCAUGAAAGUGGUAUAAUGGAGUCUUUGGAUAACUUAUGGAUCCUUCGGAACAACAUGCUAAACUGUGAAGAAAACGAGAAAACACCAAACACAUUGGGCUUGAAAAACAUGGCGGGAGUGUUUAUACUGGUGUUAGCGGGUAUUAUAGGGGGCAUAGUACUGAUAGUGAUCGAGGUGGUGUACAAACGUCACCAGAUCAAGAAACAGAAGCGGAUGGAGAUCGCGCGCCACGCCGCCGACCGCUGGCGCGGAGCUGUCGAGAAACGGAAGACACUUCGGGCCGCCAUCUUGCCAUCACAGCGCAGAGCCAAGUCGAAUGGAGUGAAGGAAGCUGGCAGUAUCAGUUUGGCUGUAGAGAGAGGAGCCCGACGCCGGGACGAGCCGCGUGUGCCUCGUUACCUGCCGGCCUAUACGCCCGAUGUCUCGCAUCUAGUCGUGUAAACUAAUAUUCAUUACUCAAGGCCUAUCUACGUACUGCGUAUUUCUUAUCGCACUAUGUACACUAGGUCUAAAUUGGUGUUGUUCGUCCUAAAGUAGUUAGAAUUUGAAUCGUUGCUGUGAACUUAGCUUAUGAUAUUGUGAAGAAUUUACUAAGCUCAACUUAGGUAUUUGUUUAGUCGUUAAAUUAUUAGGUAUAUAAUCUGUGGUGGCUGGUAGCACAUUUAUGAGCAAGAAGUCACUUUUUAAACCUUAAAUGAACAGUCAACUAGUCGUGUUAGCAAAGAAUUUAGUACUGACUGACUGAUUGCUAUUACUUACUGAACACUAUAUGAGGCCAAGGUUACAAUAUAAAUCUAACAUGGCCUCCUCUUUCUUUCAUUUCUUGGAUGUGCUACAUAUUACAGGGUACGGCCUCUAAAGAACUUCUAAACUCCAAAAUAGUUGUGAUUAAUGAUAAGAAAUGCACAACUACUGAUUUAUUAAGUUAUUUUAAAACUAAUUUACUGACUUUAGAACAUCAGGAGAUGUUGCCCCGUUUUGUUGAAUUGUAGAAAAUAAAAUGUUAACUCUAAAUGAAAAUAGGUAUAUGUGGUUCUAAAUGGAUGUCUAAAGAUAUUGUUAUUCAGAAGAUUAGCUAGUCACUGUUAUUUUAUUAUUAAAAAUAUAUAGUUUAUACUUCAAAAGCUAUGUCUAGUUUGUUAUGCCGGCCGUUAUUACUGUCCUCAAUUAUUUAAGCGUACAACUUCUUUAUUAUUGAAAUACGCAAAAUAGUAAUUUUUGAUAUUGUUGUCUAGUUUAUCAAAAGUCUACAUGUGACAUAAAAUAAAUACCAAUUACUUAAA
This is a messenger RNA of Spodoptera littoralis (African cotton leafworm), 3591 nucleotides long. The record is from the annotation of a GenBank genome assembly. NCBI's taxonomy places the organism in Eukaryota, Metazoa, Arthropoda, Insecta, Lepidoptera, Noctuidae.